This is a messenger RNA of Erythranthe guttata (spotted monkey flower), 2174 nucleotides long. Its product is annotated as endoglucanase 10. Gene Ontology annotation, biological process: carbohydrate metabolic process. NCBI's taxonomy places the organism in Eukaryota, Viridiplantae, Streptophyta, Magnoliopsida, Lamiales, Phrymaceae. The record is from RefSeq and is a predicted model, not a curated record. Gene Ontology annotation, molecular function: hydrolase activity, hydrolyzing O-glycosyl compounds.
GUGGAGUGUGGCCGUUUGCUAGUAAAUGCUGCCAAUUGGGUACCUAAACUACCUAACAGAAAUAAGCAUCCCAGCUAACAUGGGCAUUUUGGUCAUUUCACACCAAACACGUGACGAAGAAGGAAGAAGAAGGAUUCCAUUGUUAACAACUGUCGGUGCUCUGUUUUAUUUACUGUAUCUAAAUCCCGUUGUUUUCAACGCAAUCUGAACUCCAUUAAACAACCCACAUUUGAACUAAAUCCCCCAAAAAAAAUCAUUUUUUUUCUCUCAAAAAAUUCAAGACCUUGGUCUCAGAUCAAAUCCGUUUUCUUUGCAUGCUCGGAUCCAGCCAGUAGAAAAACACACACUCAAAAGUCAACUCUUGCAGCUUCUCUUCUUUGCUUGUUUUUUUUUUUUAAAUUUAAUUUAAAUAGUUGAGAAGAAUGGGAGAGAAGAACAAGUCAAGAGGAUGGUGCGGUUGGUUUCUAGCGUUCAUAGUUUUGGCGGCGGUUGCAUUCGCGCUUUUCUUUACUCUGCGGCAGAAGUUUCAUAAAUCCGAUUCCGGCGCCGCCCCUAUUCCGGGCCCACCCGGCGCCAUUACUAAGAAAUACGCCGAUGCUCUCAAGAUUGCCUCCCAGUUUCUCGACAUCCAAAAAUCUGGGAAGCUAGUGAAUAAUCAGAUCUCCUGGAGAGGAGAUUCCGCUUUAAAAGACGGAAAUCAAGAAAACCUAGACCUCUCCAAAGGAAUGUAUGAUGCGGGAGACCACGUGAAAUUCGGAUUCCCGAUGGCUUUCACAGCCACAUUGCUUUCGUGGUCCAUACUCGAAUACGGUGAUCAAAUGAAAGCCGUUGAUCAAUUAACCCCCGUUCAAGAUUCCCUCAAAUGGAUCACCGAUUACCUCAUCAACGCUCACCCCACCGAUAAUGUCCUAUACAUUCAGGUGGGUAGUCCUGAAGCAGACCAUAGUUGUUGGGUAAGGCCCGAAGCUAUCACAGAGGAGAGGCCUCUGACGCAGGUGAAUACAUCUUCUCCCGGGACUGAGGUGGCUGCUGAGACAGCAGCUGCUCUAGCAUCGGCUUCUCUUGUUUUUAGGACAACCGAUUCUGCUUAUUCGGGCUCGCUUUUGAAGCAUGCGAAACAGUUGUUUACGUUUGCCGAUAAAUAUAGAGGGUCUUAUAGUGUCUCUAUUCCCGAAGUUGCAACUUACUAUAAUUCGACUGGCUAUGGUGAUGAGCUUCUGUGGGCUGCUAGUUGGCUCUACCAUGCAACGGGUGAAAAAUCGUAUUUUGAUUAUGUCACCGGAAAAAGCGGUGACGACUUCGGUAAUUGGGGUAGUCCUACUUGGUUUAGCUGGGAUAAUAAACUCGCUGGAACACAGGUUCUGCUAUCGAGGGCUAGCUUCUUUGGAGCAAAAGACGUAUCGAAUUCGAAUGUACUUCAGAAGUAUAGGGAAACAGCAGAGGCUGUAAUGUGUGGUCUUUUACCGAAAUCGCCAACUGCAACUUCCAGCAGAACUAAAAAUGGUUUAGUAUGGAUAAGCCAAUGGAACGCUUUGCAACAUCCAGUAGCAUCGGCUUUUUUAGCAGUGAUUUACAGUGAUUACAUGCUUUCAUCUCGUACAGCAAGAAUAUCCUGCAACGGGAAUAAUUUUCGACCCUCGGAUCUCCGCAAGUUUGCAAUUUCACAGGCGGACUACGUGUUAGGCGAUAAUCCGAUGAAGAUGAGUUAUUUAGUGGGGUAUGGAGAUAAGUACCCGCAGUACGUUCAUCACAGAGGAGCUUCGAUUCCAGCUGAUGAUAAGUCAGAUUGUAAAGAGGGUUUCAAGUGGCUCGAUUCGAAAGAACCAAACCCUAAUGUUGCAAUUGGAGCACUUGUUGGUGGGCCAUUUCUCAAUGAGUCGUUUGUUGACUCGAGAAAUAAUUCCAUGCAAACUGAACCGAGUACGUAUAAUAGUGCUGUUAUCGUUGGGCUUUUGUCCGGUUUAGUGACCACUUCGUCCGUGGUUCAAUCUUUCUUGUAAGGAAAUGUUAUUGGUUAAGAAUACACAUGUUUAGUGUGUGUAUUUUGGUUUGAAUGAGUGUAAAAUUUUGUAGUAGUUAUUGUGCAUAAUGAUUGUUAUGUGUUUCAUAAACAUGUUGAAUGCCAAAUGAUUUAUGUUCGAGUGGGGUGUUAUGUAACACGUAAACUUCAACUU